CGGUGAAGCCUCCAUGUAACCUGCAGGUGGCGGCAGAGGCAGCCGCAGGCAUGAUGCGGAGUGCACGGGAUUUGUCCCUCUCUGGAGUCCGUACAGGAGACAUGGCGUCUUCCCGGGAUGUCCACGUAGAGAUUUGUCACCAGGAGAUCGUCAAGUAUGAUCUGGAGAUCAAAGCGCUGAUCCAGGAUAUCAGGGAAUGCAUGGGACCAAUCGGCACACUAAAUGACCUCAAUGCUCAAGUAAAAGAAAAGUUCCAGCUCCUGAGACUGAGGAUUCAGGACCUGGAGCUGUUGGCCAAAGAACAAGACAAGGAGUCGGACAAGCAAACUUUGCUAAAAGAGAUGGAAUGCCACAAAAAACAGAUGCUCAGCAAUCAGACUGUGUGGAGGAAGGCAAAUCUUUCCUCUAAGCUGGCGAUAGAUAACUCUGAGAAGGAUGAACUACUUGAAGAUGGUGAUUCUACAAGACAGAGAAAAGUAACCAAAGACAACCUAACAGAGUCCACAAGCAACAUCACGGAGAGCCUAAUGAGUGUCAGCCGAAUGAUGGCUCAGCAGGUGCAGCAAAGUGAAAUAACUAUGCAUACUCUAGCCACCUCAUCCAGGACAAUCCAGGAGGCCAAUGAAGAAUUCAAAUCCAUGUCUGGAACCAUCCAGCUGGGCCGUAAACUUAUCACCAAAUAUAACCGCCGUGAGCUGACGGACAAGUUGCUCAUUUUCCUGGCGCUUGCCUUGUUUUUGGCAACUGUACUUUAUAUCUUAAAGAAAAGACUCUUUCCAUUCUAAGAGUGGCUGCACUUUCUAGGACCUUACUUAUUAAUAGCUGCUACCGUAACCCGUGUGUCCCCGAUAUGGAUCCGAGGAUGUAAGGCAGAUGGAUCACAUUAUACAAACUGCGUGUAUAUUUCUCUGCUGGAAGGAGGCAUAUGAGCACAUCGCCACAAAAAUUGCAAGCAGGCUUUUUAUUGCAGAAGGGACAUGCUAUGUCUCUUGCAGUAAACGAUUUUCUUUAGACUGUACACUGAGCUGUGCGAACGAAGCUUAGUUUACAUUCUAGACACACUUCAGUCCCAGAGAGAACCUGUCAAUCAAGAUGGCCAAAGAUCCCGAACUCAGAAGAAGACUUGGGUGAAGCUGUCAACAUCAGAGAGAAACAAAUGGGUUUUAAGUAAAGAGCUUUAAGAGCGUUAAGGAAAGUACUUAAAUAAGACUUUGUAAAGAAGAAUCCAGAUAAAUAGAUAUAUGCACGGAAUUGCAUAUUAUUUAUUUCUCUGUAGAGCCUUGUGUCUUGUGAUUCACAGACCUCUAUCAGAUUGUGUUGUCAGGAAGAUGACUCCAGUAUUCCUGUAUUGGUUUAUGGUAUCUUGUGUCACCAGCCUGCCCACUUGAAAAUGAAUCAGGUGUGAUCACGCCGAUUCAUUAUCCAAUGUACAGGCUGGAAGCGACAGGCAGGAGCUGAACCAGAAAAUGGCGGUUUCUCUUUUGUGACUGUACAGUUUGGCAGAGGCAAGUAAAUUACAUGACUGGUUAACUAGAAUUAGGCCUGUGUGAAUAGGUUUUUGUGUGCUUCACAUGGGUUUGGCAUUCCUCUACAACCCUAUGUUAAUGCAGAACCCACUUAAAGCAGGUCAGAAGGUGGUCAACUGCAUGCUCAGUGAACUGAAUUCUGAAUGAUCUCAGAAUCAUGCCAAACUGAUGUCAUCGACACGGGCCUUUAGCGAUCCUGUGGAAGGUAAAGCAGGUCCCAUUAUGUAUUUGGCUGUUUGCCUGAUGCUUCACUUAAACUCCAAGACAUGUUUACAUUUGAUUACAUAUGGAUAUGUGAUAGUACUGCCAAAUUUAUACUUUUUUUUUUUUUUUAGGUUGUUUCUCGAGUUUACAGUUUCUUGUAGAUAUUUUAGUGCUCUGCCAUCAUAUGACAGCAGAACCUCUUAGUGAAUUUGGUAAAAUUGGUAAACAUGGUAGUCAGUGUUCUCCAGACAUCAGCUGCCACUAACAGGUCAUGUUUUCCAGAAAGAACAUAAAGUUUACGUUUGGGAAAUGCUACCCGGUGAAAUGUACUAAUAAAAUACAAUGGGAACUUUAUAAAACCA
Rana temporaria (common frog) is the source of this 2092-nucleotide messenger RNA. It is a transcript of the gene BNIP1, whose product is annotated as BCL2 interacting protein 1. NCBI's taxonomy places the organism in Eukaryota, Metazoa, Chordata, Amphibia, Anura, Ranidae. Gene Ontology annotation, biological process: retrograde vesicle-mediated transport, Golgi to endoplasmic reticulum. The record is from RefSeq and is a predicted model, not a curated record. Bases 51 to 785 code for a protein of 244 amino acids. Gene Ontology annotation, molecular function: SNAP receptor activity. The transcript has 6 exons. Gene Ontology annotation, cellular component: SNARE complex; endoplasmic reticulum.